AACAGACAAAGAGCGAGAAUCAAAGAUUCAUUGUCCAAAAUUCCUUCACCGUCUGAAUUACUUUCGUUAUUCUGAGUCCAGAAAUCGUUGUUUGUUUUCCCAUUUUACUUCAUGGCAGAAGAGCAGAGUAGAAAGCGGCUGAAACAUUCGCACGGGGAGGUGGAGCAGGCAACGGCGUCGAUCGACAGAAUCAGCGAAUUGCCGGAGUCGAUUCUCUGUCACAUCCUCUCUUAUCUCCGGACAAAUAACUCCGUAAGAACCAGUAUUCUAAGUAGAAGAUGGAGGUAUCUCUGGGCUUACGUCCCCAAUUUAUUUUUCCACAGCGAGAACCAAGAAAUCGUCAACAGUGUUAUGCUGCUGCGCAGAGUUCAAACCAUCAAUAUAUUCCGCCUCUUUCACGAGAUUGAAUGCAGCGACUAUCAACUGCAGACAUGGGUUACCUUCGCCACCUUACGGAACGUGCAAAAAAUCGAUCUUCGUUUUCUAUCUGAAGAAGAUGCUCUGCCUCGAUGCCUCUUCACCUGCAAAACACUUGUUUCUAUGAGGCUCCGCUCUUGCGGCGUUAUCCCCGUACGCCGCGGCGCCGUGUGUUUGCCUCACCUCACGAAGCUUCAUCUAAUUUAUGUUCAUUUCGAGGCUGAUGAGUCCCUUAUCCACCUUAUUUCCGGCUGUCCGGUGCUUGCUGAGCUGUCAAUCCAAUUAUCCCAUGGUACGGUUUAUCGUAACAUAUCUUCACCUACAAUUAAAAGGCUCAUGCUCAAUUUUCGAUCCCAUGGCAAUGGUGGUAGAUCCGACAGGUUGGAGAUAAAUACUCCUGCACUUGAAUAUCUCAAGAUAAGUGAUUCUUUCUCGGAGCAUAAUAAAUGUGGGAUGCUAAACUCCUUAGUUCAAGCAGAUAUCAAUCUUGUCACUGACCAUAACAUUCCAGACUAUGUUCUUUAUUCUCGAUCUCUGUUGGAAUUCAUUGAUAGGUUUUGCAACGUCAAGCGCCUAAAAUUAGUUUUAUCAUCUUGUCGAAAGAUUGUUGACUCGGUAGUCUAUGCUUCGAAUGCAAGUUUUCGUAACUUAACCAAACUCGAAUUGACUGCCGACGGCCGUUUUCUCUCCAAGUUCCUUGAAAAAGCUGAUAAUCUUGAAAUCCUUAUUUUUUCCGAGUUUUGUGGAGAAAUAGAAGAGUGGAAGGAACCCGAACAAGUGCCCAAAUGCCUAUUAUCACAUCUUAAAAUUGUAAAGCUUGUUAACGUCAAAGGUAAAAAGCACGAGUUUGGAUAUAUAGAAUAUCUUUUGUGGAAUGCUAAAGUCUUGGAGAGGAUGGAGAUAUCGUAUCCCGGAUCCCUUGCAUCUAAGGAAAAGAUUCAUCUACUCCAUGAGAUCUCAGUAUUUAGACGAAGAUCCAGUGCAUGUCAAGUUGCCUUUGCUCAGGCUGCAUAAUCAUCGUGCCUUUUGAUGCCUACAUUCGCUGCAAAAAUCAAAAACAAUGGUGAUGUCGACAUGACGGGGAUUUGAACUGUUUGAACGAAGAUAUGACGCAUGCACACUUUGCUUUGUUGAGGUUGUUUAGGCAUUGCAUAAUUGUUGUAGGAUAAAAAGUCUCUUAAUGACCGGUGUCAUCUAUUUUGUUGUGUGUUGGAAAAAAAAGUUGAAUUUCCACAAAACUUUGGUUGAAUAUUUAAGUGAAAUAAACAUAAUAUAUUUAUUUUGUCAAAACCAUUCUUGAAUAAAUGAUUUUUUUUUUUUUU
This is a messenger RNA of Erythranthe guttata (spotted monkey flower), 1739 nucleotides long. RefSeq names its product putative FBD-associated F-box protein At3g50710. Lineage: Eukaryota; Viridiplantae; Streptophyta; Magnoliopsida; Lamiales; Phrymaceae. The record is from RefSeq and is a predicted model, not a curated record. Gene Ontology annotation, molecular function: protein binding.